Molecule: messenger RNA, 4291 nt
Organism: Saccostrea echinata
Lineage: Eukaryota; Metazoa; Mollusca; Bivalvia; Ostreida; Ostreidae
Product: galactoside alpha-(1,2)-fucosyltransferase 2-like
Exons: 4
Coding region: 1-1182 (393 amino acids)
Biological process (GO): carbohydrate metabolic process
Cellular component (GO): membrane
Molecular function (GO): galactoside 2-alpha-L-fucosyltransferase activity
Source: RefSeq, a predicted model, not a curated record
AUGGGCCUCCUGAAUCUCCAGUCAGUUGUUGUGAGUUCUAAUUUUACAAUUAAGGCUGACAUAGGUGUGUCGUAUAAUGCUAAGUUAGACUUCAUUCAACAGAAAUAUGUUCCUAAAUCUCCCUUUUCCUGUUUCAGAUCAGGCUUCAAGAUGCAAGAUUUACUAAGAAGAUCUGCAGCAUGUCUUUGUAUUGUGUUUGUUCUUGGAGCAGCAUUUGUCAUGAUGGAAUUUUCUUCAAUCAUUAUAAGAAAUCGACAAAUAGUAAAAAAGACAAAAGUUCCGACUGAGAUAAAAUCUCUCCCUGGACAAAAUAAAUCCAGUCAAGUAACGAGAUCCACAAUCUGGCCCGUCAGCACUAGACCAGCUCCCACACAUUAUCUUACUGUCAAUUUUGAAGGACGGCUUGGGAAUCAAAUAUUUGAAUUUGCCUCAAUGUUUGGGAUUGCCAAGCAUAACAAUCUCAUACCUAUUAUUCCUCCCAAUUCUCUACUUCGUAGAAUUUUCAAGAUAUCUGUGGACAAUACAAGGUCUGAUAUCAAACUCACCAGACGGUACCAUGAGAAGAAAGGUUGUACCUUUGAGCCAGCCCUGAUGUCACUUGGUGGGUUUCAGAAUGUGUGGAUAAAAGGAUACCUUCAGAGCUGGAAAUACUUUCAACACAUAGAAAAGGAACUCAGAAGGCAAUAUACAUUUCAAGACCAUAUAGCAUUAAAAGCCAAAUCCACAUUCCAGUCGGUUAUCUCAGAAAAGAAAAUCACCUCGGACACGGUCUUUGUGGCUGUUCAUGUCCGUAGGGGGGACAUGAAAACUAACCAAAACUUUGUGAACUAUGGAUAUACCACGGCAGGUAUUGAUUACCUUGAAAGAGCCAUGAACACAUUCCGCAAAGACUUUAACAACAUACUCUUUGUUGUGGGAUCUGACGAUCUGAAAUGGUGUAGGGAGAACUUGAAGAAGGAUGAUACCGUAUUCAUUCCUCCAGGAAGUUCCCCUGAAAUGGAUGUGGCAAUACUGACCAACUGUAACCACGCGGUGAUGACCGUCGGGAGUUAUGGCUGGUGGACGGCAUGGCUCAUCAAUGGUAGAACUAUUUACUACAAAGGAUAUCCUACGCCUAAGUCUAGUCUGGCAGCUUUAUUCAAGGCUGAAGAUUACUAUUUGCCUCACUGGGUUCCUAUGUGACAAGUUUUCAAUUCUUUUUACAAGCUUACGUACAUAAAUUUAUGCAAUUCUUAAAGUGAUUGCCUUAGCUCAAUCCACAAAACUAAGUUUCUGUAUCCUUAAAGUAUUACACUUACACAGACAGAUCAUUACACAUACAGGUCAUUGCACUGACACAGACAGGUCAUUACACAGACAGAUCAUUACACUGACAGGUCAUUACACAUACAGGUCAUUACACUGACACAGACAGGUCAUUACACAGACAGAUCAUUACACAGAUAGAUCAUUACACUGACAGGUCAUUACACAUACAGGUCAUUACACAGACAGAUCAUUACAUAGACAGGUCAUCAGACAAAAAAAAAUCAUUACACAGAAUCAGACAGGUCAUUACACAGAAGGUCAUUACACAGAAGGUCAUUACAAAAACAGGUCAUUACAAAUACAGGUCAUUACACAGAAUCAGACAGGUCAUUACAGACACAGACAGGUCAUUACACAGAUAAUUGAGAAGUAACUAAAAGUUCAACAGACUUGUAAAAAUAAUUGUAAGAAAGUGUACAGAGCUUUAAUUCAUGAUUUGGAUAACUACAUACAUAUUCUACACAAUCCAUAGCUUUAUUAGCUCACCUGAGCCCAAGGUUCAAGUAAGCUUUUCUGAUCAAAAAUGUUCAGAUCAGUCUGUCUGUUGUAUGUUGUCUGUAAAUUUUUCACAUUUUCAACUUCGUCUCCAGAACCACUGGGCCAAUUUCAGACAAACUUGCCACAAAGUAUCCUUGGGUGAAGGGGGGUGUAAGUUUGUUUACAUGAAGUGCCACACCUUCUCUCAAGGGUGAUAAUUAAGAACUCAUUAAAAUUUGGUGGCAUCAUUUAAAAAUCUUCUCAAGAACCACUGGGCCAGUAAAAAUAAAACUUAUUUAAAAGCUUCAUUUCAUACUGUAGAUUCAAUUUUCUUCAUAUCAUGACCCCCAAGGGUAGAGUUGAGCCAAGAACAGCAGAGUCAUUAAUAGUCAUUUUAAUUUAGAAUAGUCCUCAGGUAGUGUAGAUUCAAGUUUGUCUAAAUCAGGACCCCCUGGGGAUAGGGUGGAACACAACAGGGGAUCAAAGUUAUACAUAGAAAUACGUGUAUAGAGGAAAUAUCUUUUAAAAUCUUCUACUCAAGAACAGCAGAGCCGCGAUCAGUCAUAUUUAUAUGGAAUCAUCUUCAGGUCAUGUAGAUUAAAGUCUGUUCAGUCAUGACCCAUGGGAGUAGGGUUGGACAGAAAUGGGGAAUCAAACUUUAACACAGGGAUAUAUACGAGAAGUCUUUAAAAAUCUUUAUCCCAGGAACAGCAAAGCCAUGAUUAGUCAUAUUUAUAUGAAGCAUUGUAGAUUCAAAUUUGUUCAAAUCAUGACCCCCAAAAGUAGGCCAGGGCAACAAUGGGCAUUCAAAGUUCUUCAUAGGAAAACAUUAGAAAAAUCUUAAAAGUCCUCUUCUCAAGAAAAGCAUAUCCAUGAUAGGUCAUAUUUCUUUAUAGAAGCAUCCUCCUGCAAUGUAGAUUGAAGUUUGUUCAAAUCAUGACCCCCCUUGGGUACGGUGGGGCCAUUAUAUGUGAUCAAAUUUUUACAUAAGAAUAUGUAGGAAAAAGAAUCUGCUGAUGAAGAACAGAAGGGCCAAAGUUACUCAGGUGAGCGUUGUGGCUCAUUGGCCUCUUGUAUAUUCAUAAAAGCAGCAUUAAGUGCAGUUCUUUUAAAGCAUAUCACAUACUGUAAAUAAAGCGAGUUUUUUUUUAUAGGUUCAAUAAAAUACAGUUGAACUUCGAUAUCACGAACACUGAUAUCUCGAAUACCAUGGAUAUGUCGAAUUGAUUUGGAAGUCCCAACUACUAAUUCUUUAAAUAUUUUACCCUCAAUAUCGAAAAUCCUUGGAUACCUCGAAGUUUUUUCUCAGUCCAAUCAAGUUUGAGAUAUCGAGGUUUGACUGUAGUUGUGGGAUAGUUUAUGUUCAGCAGUCUGUUAGGGAUAUUAUUAUAAACAUUUUUUUUUUUUAUAAUACUCUGCUUUAAGUUUUAUGUAUACUGCAUGUAGACCCACCAUAGUUUGCUUCGGUGAUGAAUCCAGAUUUGUGUGAAUGCCUUAUACAUGAACAUCAUGGAGUAUGAUUAAUGCAAAUUCAAUUUUAUUUCAUGAAUACUUUAUAAUGUUUUACUUUAAGAAAUCUAUUGUGAAUAAUACACUGGUGUAAAUAUUGAAGAAAAGUGUGCAAUUUUUUUAGAUAACUUAUUGAAAAGUUUAUUAUCUUUUAAUUUAUAUUUUUUACAUAUUUAUCCAAUGUUAUUUAACCCAGACAAUUUGAUCCAAGCUUACUUUGGUCUGAUACCGUAAAUCACUUUGUAUUUGUGAGAAUUUUAUUUUUGCAUAAUCAUGUGAGACUGUCAGCUCAUGAAAAUUUUAUUCUCGUGUAUAUUUGUAAUAUGGAAGAUUACAUAGUUCAAUGACCGAAAUUCAUGAAAAUUUUGUCUCGCUAAUAGAAACCAGCAAAAAUAAGGUGUCACAAAAAUUAAAGUGAUUUUCAGUAGUUCUUUGUUUACUUUGGUGUAGUUAUAGGCUCAUCUUAAGAUGGGACAUACUGUAUGUCUGUCUGUCUGUUAGCUUUUUCAUGUCUGGCUCAUAACUAAAGUACUAUGAAGCCUAGAAUAAUUAAACUUUAUAAGCUGAUACAUCUUUGGUAGAAGGUGCCUUGCACAUUAAAAAUAGGUUGCUGUGACCUUAAAUUGAGAUGAUGUGGCCAAAUAUGGAAAAAUUCUGUCCAUCUUAUAACUGGUAAACUAUGAGACCUAGAAUCCUAGAACUUGGUGAACUAAUGCAUGUUCAAUAGAAGGUGUGUUGCAUCCUACUUAAAGGUCGCCGUUGCCUUUAAUUCAGGUAGGCUAUAGCAUUGCUCUUCAUUGAUAAAAAAUACAAUGAACAAAGCUGCAGGUGGGCAUUUGUAAAAUUUUUACACAACCAGUUUAGAAAUAUAUGAUGUACUAUUUGUUCUAAAUAAUAUCUACAAAAUAGGAAAUGCACAUCGAACAUCAGGAAUAAAAAAAUAAAUCAUUGAAAUCUUUGUACCAAGGAUGACAUGAUUUUCUUCCUUGCACUCUAA